Molecule: messenger RNA, 2253 nt
Organism: Stereum hirsutum FP-91666 SS1
Lineage: Eukaryota; Fungi; Basidiomycota; Agaricomycetes; Russulales; Stereaceae
Product: OPT oligopeptide transporter
Exons: 38
Coding region: 1-2253 (750 amino acids)
Biological process (GO): transmembrane transport
Molecular function (GO): oligopeptide transmembrane transporter activity
Source: RefSeq, a predicted model, not a curated record
AUGUCUGAGCCCCUCUCCCCCGUGUCUGGCGGCAGUGAAAAGCACUCUCGAGAUGCGUACUUUCAAGGAGAGAAGGAAGCUGGGCUUGGAUUGCGUGACGUCGACUCGGAUAUCAUCGCAGAAGUGACUGGGGCGCAGUUCGACGACCCCAACCUCGACAAGUCUCAUCUCAUUGACCUCGAUGACGAAUCUCCAUAUCCCGAGGUUCGAUCCGCUGUAGCUAAUACUGACGACCCAACGUUGCCCGUGUCCUCCCUUCGCACGUGGAUAAUUGGGUUGUGCUGGGCAAUAAUCAUACCUGGCCUCAACCAAUUCUACUUCUUCCGCUUCCCCGCAGUGAACAUCACUGGCAUCGUCGCUCAGUUGCUGAGUUUCCCCAUCGGCCGCGCCUGGGCUGCAUACAUGCCCAACGUUAAGAUAUUUGGCGUUUCUGUAAACCCCGGCCCCUUCUCUGUCAAGGAACAUGUCCUUAUUACGAUCAUGGCAUCGGUCGGCUCUGGCUCUGCAUACGCCACCGACAUCAUCGCUGUCCAACGAGUUUACUAUAACCAGAACUAUAAUUUCAUAUACCAAUGGAUGGUAGUGAUGUCCACGCAGUUGAUCGGUUUCUCGAUCGGUGGUGUUGCGAAGCGUUUCUUGGUCUCUCCACCGUCCAUGAUUUGGCCUGCGAACCUCGUUAGCUGUGCACUCUUCAACACACUCCACUCACAGCAAUACAGUGGUAUCGGCACUCGUGGAGGUCUCUCACGCGAGAGGUUUUUCGUGCUCAGUUUCAUCGGCGCAUUUUCGUGGUAUUUCUUGCCAGGAUACUUGUUCCAGGCUUUGUCCUUCUUCUCGUGGGUAACCUGGAUCCGUCCCGAGAACACCACCAUUUCUCAGCUGUUUGGAUAUGUCCACGGCUUGGGGAUGUCGGUGGUCACUUUCGACUGGAGCCAAAUCGCGGUCACCUCUGGCUACGCCAUGCAAGGUGGGCCGAAGCGAAUAUCUUCGGUGGUUUCGUCAUAUUUUUCUGGAUUGUCACACCUGCCGUAUAUCGCAUUUAUGCCCAUCUCAUCGCGUACCUCCUACGACAAUACCGGUGCUGCGUACGAUCUCACGCGCAUCUUGAAUCCCGACUCUACUCUCAAUGCCGAGGCGUACCACAGCUACAGUCCACUCUUCCUCUCCACAACCUUCGCGAUGAGCUACGGACUUUCCUUUGCCUCCAUCACGGCCACCUUGAUGCAUGCUUUGCUUUACUUCCGCAAGCAGAUCUGGGUUCAGUCUCGUCGCUCCCUCCAUGAGCAGCCUGACAUUCAUGCUAGGCUUAUGUCUCGCUAUCGCCAAGUGCCCGACUGGUGGUACCUUGUCGUGUUUGUUUCCAUGUUCGUCUUCGGUAUAAUCAGCAUCGAGGUCUGGCCUACCCAAAUGCCAAUUUGGGCCUUCGUGUUAGGACUUUUGAUCUCCUUCACGUAUGUGAUCCCCGUCGGCAUGAUCCAAGCCAUCACGAACCAGCAAGUCGGGUUGAACGUCAUCACGGAGCUUAUCAUCGGGUAUGCUCUACCAGGCCGUCCCAUUGCUAUGAUGAUGUUCAAGACGUGGGGAUACAUCACGAUGGCCCAGGCGUUGACCUUCACGUCUGACUUCAAGCUCGGACACUACAUGAAAAUCCCUCCCAGGCCAAUGUUUUGGAGCCAGAUCGUUGCGACCGUCAUUGCUGGUACUGUUCAACUCGGAGUACAAGCAUGGAUGUUCACCAAUAUCCCCGAUAUGUGUGCGCCCGACCAGCCAAACGGUUUCAUCUGCCCAAGCACUGAAGUAUUCGGUACUGCGUCUAUCAUCUGGGCUCUUCUCUUUUUCUUCCUCGUCGGAACCGUCGCCCCUGUCAUUCCCUGGAUCAUCACCAAGAAGUGGCCGAACAGCAUGUUCAAAUACAUCAACUUCCCGGUUAUCUUCAACGGUACUGGACUCAUUCCGCCCGCAACCGCUGUAAACUAUGUACCUUGGGCUGUCGUCGGGUUUAUCUUCCAAUAUGUCAUCAGAAGGCGUCAUUUCGAUUGGUGGACGAAGUACAACUAUGUCUUGUCUGCCGCCAUGGACUCAGGAACUGCGGUAUCCAUCCUUGUGAUCUUCUUCUGCCUGCAGUUCCCCAUGAAUGGCCAGAUCGGAAUCAACACCAUCCAGUCCUGGUGGGGCAACACGGUGCCCUUCAGUGGAGCCGACAACGCCGGAACACCCAUCUCUGCUCUUCCCCCGCAGGGAACCUUUGGGUAA